Molecule: messenger RNA, 1335 nt
Organism: Pomacea canaliculata
Lineage: Eukaryota; Metazoa; Mollusca; Gastropoda; Architaenioglossa; Ampullariidae
Exons: 7
Coding region: 110-1042 (310 amino acids)
Molecular function (GO): metallopeptidase activity
Source: RefSeq, a predicted model, not a curated record
CAAUGAAGAAAAACCUUAGUUCUUUUAUCUUAGAACGGGGUUGAAAAAAACACAUAUAAAGGCAGGCCUCUGUGAUAAAGUUGCUGCCUUGUCACGCCAAGUCAGCAAAAUGUGGACUCUUCUUAUUCUCUCACCUAUCCUGGGACUCGCCGUGUGUCGACCUCCCGCUGAUCAGCUUUUCGGAAACUUCUCCAGCGCUCCUCUCAGCCCUGAGGAUCGAGUCCGACUUGAGCAGCUGGCAAGGCCCAGGGCCGCUCUACCAGCAAAUUUCAAAAAACUUUACGUGUCCCAGACUGGGGCUACUGCCCGUAACACGAGACCCACAACUGGUCACUGGAUAGAAAUUGUUGGCAGCCCACUGUCUAGUGACCAGGCCCUCCUGCAGGUAGCAAGAGAGGUCAGCAAGAUGCUGGCUCACUCUCCCCCAUACAUCUUCAACAACAUCGCAGGACACGAUGGAGCCGGCGUGGGAAUCUUCACCUCCGAGAAACUCGUUAUCUUCCCAGAGUUCAGCAAUUUGGCCGACACUCCUGCGUGUAAGGGUCGCUGUGAUGGGAGCUGCGCUCAUACAUGUACAUUUGACGGCCGAAAGUUCGAGGACAUCGCCGGAGUGACCAGCACGCGGUCGGUUGUUCUUCAAGACAACGUCCUGUGCACGGCACGUGACCCCUACAACCAUCACGACAACAUCGUUGUGCACGAGUUCGCUCACGGUGUGGAGCGCUUUGGAUUAUCUGCCGCUGAAAAAAAUCAAUUGACAACAGCCUACAAUAAUGCCAAAGCUCACAGUCUGUGGACAACCAGUUCCUACGCCAUGGCUAAUCAAGCUGAGUACUUCGGUGAAGGAACUGGGGCCUUCUUCCUGGUGAACAUGCAGAGUACCACAGGGGGCAUGACACAGUGUCCCGGUCACACAUGCCGCACAGAAGCAGAAGUCCGCAACUUCAUCCACUCACACGACCCCCAGCUGUACAACCUUCUCAGUCAUGUGUACUUUAACGGUAACCCCUUGAGCCCGAGCGGGGUUACGAUCUGUCCAUAGAACAGAACUAAGGACACUCCCUACAGCGGCCUCCCAGAACGUCUUUGAGGACCAGCCAGCCAUCGCCAUUCACUGACUGCUCUUUGGGUCACUGUAGUUCGUUUGGAAAUAUGGGAUAUGUAUUGUGAUAAAUCUUUCAUGCCGCACUGAAGUGUAAUAAUUGUUCGAGAUUAAGAAACACAAAUAAUCUUUCUGUGCAGAAAACAGAAUUUAUGUUUGGUGUGUUCACAACUACAGGCAUUGUUUCACAAACGACGCUCAUCAAACCGAUUAAAAUUCAGCAAUUUCCAAAC